Molecule: messenger RNA, 1557 nt
Organism: Eimeria acervulina
Lineage: Eukaryota; Apicomplexa; Conoidasida; Eucoccidiorida; Eimeriidae
Product: 40S ribosomal protein S3, putative
Exons: 1
Coding region: 1-1557 (518 amino acids)
Source: RefSeq, a predicted model, not a curated record
AUGGGAAACACCACCUCUGCUCAUGACUCCUGCUCUAGCAGCAGCAGCAGCAGCGAAGACGAGGGCUGCGAAGUUGAGGGCUCAGCAGCACUUCAUGCCUCUGCUGCUGCAGCCUACUCGCCUUCCCCCCUGCAGCAGCAGCAGCAGCAGCAGCAGCAGCAGCAGCACGAACCCUCCGAUGCUGAUUUCUAUGAUGCCUACUCGGAUGGUGAGGCCUCGCCUUUGGAGGGCCCUGCUUAUCUGUCUAGACACUCGGCAGUGCAGCAGCAGCAGCAGCUUUCGCUGCAGCAGCAACUGCAGCACCAACUGCAGCAUCGACUGCAGCAGCAUCUGCAGCAGCAGCACAGUUCCUGCAGCAGCAGCAGACGAGAAUCUGCAUGGCACUCAACAAGCAGCCUCGCCUCGCUGCAGCAGGAGGCUGCGCUUCGUGUGGCGGAGACUGCAGCAACAGCAGCAGUUGCUGCUGUUGCUGCUGCUACACAAACUCACGAGAUCUUUGCUGCAGUACGCGGGCAGCCCCUCACCUGCUGCCGCCACAAGAGGCACCGCUGCUGCAGCAGCAGCAGCAGCAGCAGCCAUGUCGUAGCUCUUCGUUCACGACACAAGAAGCGUAGGCUGCUUGCGCAACAGCAGCAGCAGCAGCACCCAUAUGCUGCACCAAUUGCCUCCAAGCACUGCAGCAGCAGCAGCAGCAGCAAAUCCCCUGCGGGACAUUCGCCGACCCCCCCGAGCAGCACUAGCAGCAGCCGCAGCAGCAGGCUCAGCAGCAGCAGCAGUAGUAGUAGCAGCAGCAGCAGCAGCAGACUCAGCAGCAGCAGCGGCAACAAGCUAAAUUUUGUACGCGAUGUGCCUCGCCACCAUCAACAAGAGCAGCAGCAGCAAUACCAGGCAAAGCCGCAGCAGCAGCAGCAGCAGCAGCUCAGCAGCAGCAGCUGCCGGCAUAGUCUCUACAGCAGAGGAGCAGCAGCAGCUGCUGCUGCUCCAAUGCCCAUAGCUGCACCACCAGGGCCCGCACCUGCUGCUGCUGCUGCUGCGGGUACUUUAUCUGCUGCUGCUCGUGGGCCUGCAGCAGCAGCAGCAGCAGCAGCAGCACCGGCCACAGCAGCAGGGCCUCUCCAGCAACGCAGCAAAUGCUCCCCUGUCUCCUCGCAGCAAACCGAUUAUGGCUCCAAGCAGCAGCAGCAGCAGCAGCAGCAGCAACCGCAGCAGCAGCAGCAGCAACAACAGCAGCAGCAGCAACAACAACAACAAGAGCGUAAGACCGACUGCCCCGAGCAGCACGACUCGGAGGGGCGCCAUCAGCAGCAGCAGCAGCAGCAGCAGCGGCAGCAAAAAGAAGAAGGCAUCGGGAUGCGCCCUGUGCCUCAGCGUUUGCUGCUGCAGGAACUGCAGCAGCUGCCGCUGCAGCGUCGCUGCUGUUUACUCGCACAAUCUGUCUAUGACAAUUCAGUCGAUGCUGUUUUGCUGCAGCAGCAGCACAGCAGCAGCAACAUCUCCUGCUUCUGCUUCUGCAGCGUGAGGCCGGCUCGCACUCAGUUUUAUUCAUAUGUUGUUUAG